CUAAGAAACCUCAAGUUGUUACGAAAGUAAUAUUGCAAAAAUUUAGGGAAGUUUAUGAAAAAGAUCCCAUUUCUUUUUUGACGUCAAUACUGGGCUGUUAUAAACAAGAGAUACCACCGCAGAAAAUUUCAAUAGAAAGCCGAGUCGAGUCGAGUCCUCAACAGAUCGUUCGCCCUAAAUCAACAUAUUCGCAAUUCAAAAUGGUUUGUAUUGCUUGUUUAUUGCCGCUUUUCUUGGUCCCAAUUGUCAACUUGCUGCCCCUACUCUUUGAUCUUAUCAUGGGAAAAAUUUAUGGAAUGUUGGGGUGGGAGUAUAGGAAACCUGAGAGGGCUCCUCCUGCGUGUCCCUAUAAGCCUGCAGCCAAACAAGAUAAUAACCCUAACAAAGUCGUGACGGAAGCUAAACCUGGCUUACAUGAAUCUGUAUCCAAACUGGCAGGAACGGCUGAUGACAAGCAGGAUUGAAGUUCAGAAUGAACAAAUGUAAACUUGGUCAUAAGAAUUUUCACUCUCAGGGACCCAGUUGUAUGUUCAAUGUCCAAAAAUUAAAAAUUAACAUCAGUUUUGAAACCUUUUUAAACUUGGUUGUGACAAUUUAUAACAUUUUUUAGGUGAAAAGCACAUUCUGUGUGAGAAAGAAUAUUGCAGUGGCACCACUUUACAUGCUAUCUCUUAACUCUGUUGCACUUGUUGAUAUUCUUUAAUGUUAAGUCAAUAGUUAUUUUAA
This is a messenger RNA of Pistacia vera, 726 nucleotides long. RefSeq lists its product as uncharacterized. The transcript is spliced from 4 exons. Bases 201 to 464 code for a protein of 87 amino acids. NCBI's taxonomy places the organism in Eukaryota, Viridiplantae, Streptophyta, Magnoliopsida, Sapindales, Anacardiaceae. The record is from RefSeq and is a predicted model, not a curated record.